Molecule: messenger RNA, 6962 nt
Organism: Pseudophryne corroboree (corroboree frog)
Lineage: Eukaryota; Metazoa; Chordata; Amphibia; Anura; Myobatrachidae
Product: signal transducer and activator of transcription 5B
Exons: 20
Coding region: 814-3165 (783 amino acids)
Biological process (GO): cell surface receptor signaling pathway via JAK-STAT; regulation of cell population proliferation; regulation of transcription by RNA polymerase II
Molecular function (GO): RNA polymerase II cis-regulatory region sequence-specific DNA binding; DNA-binding transcription factor activity, RNA polymerase II-specific
Source: RefSeq, a predicted model, not a curated record
AUAGACCACGUGGUAUCCGUGGUUUAACCUCUUCUAACUACCUACAGGCGCUGCGAUGUAUGACCGUUGAUAUUGGGAGAAACUAGUUUGUGCUCAGUGACGAUGGUCAAUAAGGUUUUAUUAAAACACGGCCGAGGAUGAAGCAGGGAAUGUUUUCGUAGGCACGUAAGCCUCGAUCGCAGGAGGUUACUAGAGAGCACGUCUCACCCUGUGUUAAGCGCGGCAGACAUUUUGUCGUAGCUACACACAUACUAGUUUACAUUACGACGACUAUUUUGUCUCCGUAAAUAUGUCCGCGGAUGUAAAUUUUUAUUACAGAACUGGGAGACAAUCCUAUUACAUACCAUAGCUAUGGCGAGGGCUGAGUAUUGGGGGUUGCUAGAGCUGCGAGAUUUACUGCGUGCGCAGCGUGUAUUGCUGGAGGAGAGUGUGGCGGAGGAGGUGAUGCGUGCGCAGCCGCGGCGGGGGGCGUGUUGGUCCCUGACCGAGUAGAGCGUUACCCCAGGCAGGUGGCGCUGCUGAGCGUGCGGACGACUUCCAGCUGAAGCUUGGACAAGCUGAGCAAGCUAUAUAUCAUAUAUACUACGCUAGCAGCAGCAGAUGUAUGCAUAACAGCAACCCGGGGAAUUAAAUGUGCAACAGGCGUAGAAGGAGGAAAAACAAGGAGACUCAAGCUCUUGCACGCCUCCCCUGAGGAUUGAGGGGACCAAACGCCUCCCUGGGGAAGAGGUUGCUGCUGAGUCCCCCAGAGAUUUUACUGGAAAUUCAUUGCCUGCAUCCUUGUAUUGGGCUUGCCUCUGAGACAUUGUCGCCAUGGCAGUGUGGAUCCAGGCACAGCAGCUGCAGGGGGAUGCACUACGCCAGAUGCAGGCACUGUAUGGACAGCAUUUUCCAAUAGAGGUGCGACAUUACCUGUCACAAUGGAUAGAAGGACAGUCAUGGGACUCUGUGGACCCGGAAAACCCACAGGACAGCAUGAAGGCCACACACCUCUUGGAUGGACUGGUGCAGGAACUGCAAAAGAAAGCUGAACACCAAGUAGGCGAAGAUGGGUUUUUAUUGAAGAUCAAGCUUGGACAUUAUGCUACACAGUUCAAGAAUACAUAUGAACGUUGCCCCAUGGAAUUGGUCAGAUGCAUCCGACAUAUUUUAUACCAUGAACAGAGACUGGUACGGGAAGCAACCAAUUCCAGCUCUCCAGUUGGUGGCCUUGUAGACGCAAUGUCUCAAAAGCACCUUCAGAUUAAUCAGACAUUUGAAGAGCUGAGACUCAUUACUCAGGACACAGAGACCGGGCUGAAGAAGUUGCAGCAGACACAAGAGUAUUUCAUUAUCCAGUACCAGGAGAGUCUACGAAUUCAGGCUCAGUUCUCCCAGCUGUCCCAGCUCACCCCACAGGAGCGUAUGUCACGUGAGGCCACCUUACAACAGCGGCAAGCUUCCUUAGAGGCCUGGCUACAGAGAGAGGCUCAGACCCUCCAACAGUACAGACUGGAUUUGUCGGAGAAGCACCAAAAAACCCUCCAGCUUCUACGCAAGCAGCAAACAAUCAUAUUGGAUGAUGAACUGAUUCAGUGGAAGAGAAGACAACAGCUAGCAGGGAACGGUGGCCCUCCUGAAGGCAGCUUAGACCUUCUACAGACAUGGUGUGAAAAACUUGCAGAAAUAAUCUGGCAGAACCGACAGCAGAUAAGACGGGCGGAACACCUUUGCCAGCAGCUGCCUAUUCCAGGGCCUGUGGAGGAACUACUUGCAGAGCUUAACGCUACCAUUACUGACAUUAUCUCUGCCUUAGUAACCAGCACAUUCAUCAUUGAAAAGCAGCCUCCACAGGUGCUCAAAACACAGACGAAGUUUGCAGCAACAGUUCGGCUUUUGGUAGGGGGAAAAUUGAAUGUCCAUAUGAACCCUCCCCAGGUGAAAGCCACCAUCAUCAGUGAGCUACAAGCCAAGGCUCUGCUGAAGAAUGAAAAUACACGCAAUGAAAGUAGUGGGGAGAUCCUGAAUAACUGUUGCGUGAUGGAGUACCACCAGGCCACUGGCACCCUCAGUGCACACUUCAGGAAUAUGUCCCUGAAGAGGAUCAAACGCUCAGACAGGCGUGGAGCAGAGUCUGUGACCGAGGAGAAGUUUACCAUUCUGUUUGAGUCGCAGUUCAGUGUGGGUGGGAAUGAGUUGGUGUUCCAAGUAAAGACAUUGUCUCUUCCUGUUGUUGUCAUUGUCCACGGGAGUCAGGACAACAAUGCCACAGCAACAGUCUUGUGGGACAAUGCAUUUGCAGAGCCGGGCCGGGUACCAUUUGUGGUUCCAGACAAGGUUCAUUGGCCGCAGCUGUGCGAUGCUCUGAAUAUGAAGUUUAAAGCAGAGGUUCAGAGUAAUCGAGGGCUCAGUGAUGAGAAUCUGGUAUUCUUGGCACAAAAACUUUUCAACAACACCAGCAGCCACAAGGAUGACUACAACAACAUGACAGUGUCCUGGGCACAGUUCAACAGGGAGAAUCUGCCUGGUUGGAACUACACUUUCUGGCAAUGGUUUGAUGGAGUAAUGGAAGUGUUGAAAAAGCACCUGAAGCCUCACUGGAAUGAUGGGGCUAUUUUGGGCUUUGUCAAUAAGCAGCAGGCUCAUGACAUGCUGGUGAAUAAAAGGGAUGGGACUUUCCUCCUGCGCUUCAGUGAUUCGGAAAUUGGGGGCAUCACAAUAGCAUGGAAGUUUGAGCUGCCCGAUAGGGCCUUGUGGAAUCUGAUGCCAUUCACCAGCCGGGAUUUCUCAGUACGUUCUUUAGCAGAUCGACUUGGAGAUCUCAAUUAUCUCAUCUACGUGUAUCCUGAGCGUCCCAAGGAUGAAGUGUUCUCCAAGUAUUACACCCCAGUUCUCUGCAAUCCCUCAAAAGGAGACGGCUACGUGAAGCCAGCCAUAAAGCAAGUGGUUCCAGAGUUUGUUGCCUCAGAUGUUAUGCCAACAAACAGCUACAUGGACCAGGCACAGUCACCAGCAGUUUGUACUCAGUCACACUAUAACCUAUACCAGCAAAAUGCUGACUCUGUUCUGGACCCUGAUGGAGACUUUGACUUGGAUGAUGACAGCAUGGAUGUGGCAAGACAUGUUGAGGAGCUUCUCCGAAGACCCCUUGAUAACAGCCAAUGGAUUCCCCAUGCCCAAUCCUGACGAGUCCCUACCCCACAGCACACUGCCUUCAAUAAUCAAAAUGUGACAUGUUUUCACAAGAAAUAAUUUUGGUAUUUUGUGCAUGGUGAUAAGUACGUUGUUUUUUCCCUUAUGUUAUGGUACUUUUAGACGACAAAACCAUAUUUUUACAUGUUUUCAACUCUAUUACUUUUUAAAGGGGUUAUCCAUAUUUUGGACAACAGUCCCUCUUUCUGACUAUAUGCCACCCCUAUGGAGCAUAUAGUGGGAGCUCCAGACCCCUUACAACCCUGUGAAUUGUUUCACACUUUCAGCUCAGACCUGUAGAUUGCUCAUUUAAUUUUGUCCUCUUCAGUAGAUCUGAACAGAAGAAUUCUAUUGAGUAGCACUGGCCUGGGGUUGUUCUGCUCUGUGAGCUUACAGCAAAAUAUAGAAAGAGGGAGUGUUGUCCAGAAGCGGAUGACCCCUUUACAUUUUUAUUUGAGGAUUUUAUCUUAUUGUUAAUAUAAUCCUUAAACUGCCUGAGUGGACUGUGAAACAUUGCAGAGCAAUAGGCGGCAGAUGCCACAAGCAGUGUAGGGGCCUUGGUCUAGAAAAUCAGAUUAAGCUAAAUGUCAAUCAUGUUUACUUUGCAAAAUAUGUAGAAUGUUCUCCUCCAUAUCUGAACCUCAAUGUGAAAGGGUUGGAAGGUGAGAGAUGAUAAACCCUAUAUAGGCUUUAGCAGGAUUUUCAAAUUAUUUAAUGUUAAAUAUAUAUAUAAAAUAUAUAUACUUCAAAUUAUAUACAUAAUUAUAUGAAUGUUUUGCUUACCUGAUCUGGUAUCAUUUGUUUUGAGGUUCCCAAUGUUAAAUACAUAUUAUAACCAUUCUUAAAAUAUUUUAGCAAAUAUAAUUUCUUUUUAAAUAGAGGUUCUGCCUCAGUAGACAUCAUGCAAAGUGCAGUAUUCUAUGUGACAAACACUAGAGGAACAUCUCCAUACUUUUAUUAAAAUGGAGCAAAGAGCAAGUCUGACUUUUGAGAUUGGCACAGGGUAACUAGUGUAUACCACUGCCUCUCAUUCAGGUCUGCACAAACAGCGGAUUAUGCAGCUAUGCCAGUUCUUUCCCAGUGAGUGGCAGCAGGAAUUUCCAGCUUUGUGAUGGUCUGUUCUAUGAUAUCUAUUACAUGUCAAGACUGUAUAGUUACCUGACAAUGUACUUAUUCACAAAGUCUCCCAAUACCUCUGUGGGGUCCUAUCUGAAAAUUAAGCCUACUAUACGCCUAUUCAGAUUAUCUUCGGGAUACUGACAAACAAUACUGGGCAUAGUGCGAAAUAUAGAUUUCUAUAUACCUAGGCUACAAAAGCAGCUGUGCCACUAGCUUUUAAAUUCAUGAAAGACAAUGCGGGUAAUGCUAUUGUUUUGGAUGUCUAAUAAUACCGUCUAAACGGGACUGUUUAGACGCCCAAACAAUGGUCAUGAUUCAAUUGUUGUUUGGACACAUAUGUAUAUUGCACAUGUCACGCCCAAAAACAGACAGGGUUUAGCGACGUAAAGCGAGAGGCUGCAAGAAAAAUGUGUCUCCUUGGCUGCCAGGCCCCCCAACGGAAAAACAUUUGAAUUGCUGCCGUCCGUCGGGCACCAUCAAGUGGCGGCAGCGAAAAUAACAAUUGAAUUCCCCCCUCCCCCCCAAUGAACCCAUCAUAGUCACAAAAUGCAGUUUGUACGUAUUAAUAUCUUAGAACAAGCAUAUCUUAGCUAUGUGCAUGUACCUUUGUGUUUUUUUUAUAUGAUAAAAGCCAUGAAAAUGUUUUUGAAAAAUACAUAAAAAAAUAAAUAAAUACUAGUUGGUAGCAUUAUGGCUGCUUUCACAAGCCUUGGUGAGCCAGUGUAUUAGAAUACAAUCUGACUAUUUUUCUCAUUCCAAAGAAGAAACCGUGCAUCUAUAACCAAUCUGUUUUUAGCUGGGAAGUCAAUUCAGGAACUAUGGCCUUUCUGCAGUGUAUGGUGGGUGCUUGUGGAGAAAGAUGCACAGCUACAAAGUGCCAUUCUUGUGUAGGGGCAUAAAUAUGUUCCUGUAUUGCUGAAGGCAAGUUCAUUUUGGUCAGACAAUGCCACUCUCAUGUACGUGCCUUUCUUUUUAUAUGAUUAUUGGAUAUAUUACAAUUCUGGACCUUGUUCUCUCUAUCAUCUCUCCAUUCUUAUUGCUUGUGUUUGUGACACCACUUCUUUCGGCGCUGAUGUCAGCAUGUUCUUGUAGCCAUAUUAAAAGCCCCUUAUGACGGCUUAUAUGUAAAGCAAGCCAUAACAAUGACACAAAUCUAUUAGUAUCUCGCUUCUGAUAUAUUAUUACACGAUGUUUCGUUUUGGGGUUUUUUUUAACGUUAAUGUGUAUAUGUAUAUAAUAAUUUUGGUUGUAGGCUCAUAUGGUCAGUGACAGGAAAGUGUUAAAAAUCUGUUAUACUAACAAUUAGCUAAAGAACAAACCAGACAUAGACUGUGUAUCCACUGGCAUUUGAAAUGCGGUUUUAAUGCAUGCUAAAAUACAGAUAACACAAAAGCCGUAUUUGAUAUGUAUUAUAUAUUGAUGCACUGAGAUGGAACCAAAAGUUUUCAGGUUAAAUGCAGGUAAAUGACAAAAUGUAUGGCCUUUGGUACAAUUAUUUUUAUUUUCGCAUCAGUUUAUGUGCAUUUAACAUAGUUAAAACAUAUUAAAUGCAUAGAUAAAACGCCAGUGAGUAUGUGGCCUUAUGAUUCUGCUCCUAAAAUCAAAUACAAAAAAGUUAUGAUGCAAAAAAGGCAGAUAAAGACUUAAAACGAAGAAAGUAAGAAACUUAAUUUUACGUCGGUAAUGCUGAAGGCUUGGAGUUUAGUUUCCUGUCCAGUCAGAUUUGGGCGGAGCCACCCAGUUCUCAUCUCUUGUAUAUUGUAUCUCGUGUGUGAACUUAUUUCUCUGCUGAAUGAUCCAUUUCUAGCUCCUUCUGCAUCAUAUUAGUCACGGUUUUAAUGUUGUAUAGAGAUUUGAAAAAGAUACAUUUAAAAAUCUGAAAUGUGCAAGAAAAAACAAUUGGUGAGAAAAAUAAAAAAAAACAGCUCUCAGGACAUAGAUAUAAAUAUGUACAUAUAUAUCUUUUUAAAUACAGUUCUCCAUAAAUGAUACAAGAUGUAUUUUGAAUGUUAGAUUUUUAUCUAAGGUUUCAACAAAGACAGAGAAAUGCUAUAUUUACAAACAUACAACAUUUAAAUUUAACAACACAAAUCUCAGUGGAUCUUUUAGUUAUAUGGGCUACCACUAUUUGUUAUAUGUGGUUAGGUGUGCCUUAUCAAAGCAGAAAUUCCCUCAGACCUGUUACAUACAUGUGUGGCCAUCCCUUACUGCGGCUUAUACUUCUUUUUUUUUUUUUUUAAGCAUUGAAGAUUGUAAAAUGGCUGCCACAAGGAAUCUGUAUCAAGGGCAAAAGUAUUUCUGUGUUAACAGACACAAAGUUAAAUUUAGAAAUACACGCACAUUGUGAAGGUUAAUGUCUAUUAGCCACUCAGCUGUAAAAUAAUAAUGUACUGAAAAUUUUUGGGAAAAAAAAGUUUGUUUUUUUGUAACACCAUUUAGCUGCCAGGAACAGGUUGGUAAAGUCAGCAAGGACUCAUGCCGGCACCCUAUGAAAUAACUAAGCAAUAGUUUUUCUUGGGUAAUGUUUUCUUGCUAUUUUUAGUUUUCGCUCUGAAUGUUUUAAACCUAUUCACCUAAAAAUCAUAGUUUGUUUACCCCUUUCUUGCUGUUAAAUGUAUUUUACCCUUCUAUAUUUACUCUUUUAUUCAGCAGAUUAAAUUGUGUGUUUUGUG